AUGCCAACUCCAAAUUAUACAGAUGUGACUGAAUUUAUUCUUUUGGGUCUAACUAGUCAACAAGAACUCCAGGUCCUCUUUUUUGUGAUAUUCUUAUUUGUAUAUAUUAUCACUCUGGUGGGGAAUCUUGGCAUGAUCAUCCUAAUCAAGGUCAGUCCCAAGCUUCAGAGCCCUAUGUACUUCUUUCUCAGCCAUUUGUCCUUUGUGGAUGCCUGGUUCUCCUCCAAUGUUACCCCUAAGAUGCUGGAAAACUUAUUAUCCAAGACAAAAACAAUUUCUUAUGUUGGGUGUUUAAUACAAUGUUAUUUUUUUAUUGCUCUUGUACUUAUGGAAGUUAAUAUCUUAGCAGUGAUGGCCUUUGAUCGAUUUAUGGCAAUCUGGAACCCUCUCCUUUAUGGGAGCAAAAUGUCAAGGAUAGUUUGCAUUUGGCUAAUCACAGUCCCUUAUGUUUAUGGGUUCUCUAUUAGCAUAAUUUGUACCUGGUGGACCCAUGGAUUGUAUUUCUGUGGAAACUUUGAAAUCAACCACUUCUAUUGUGCAGAUCCACCACUCAUCAAGAUAGCCUGUGGUGGUAUUCAUAUCAAGGAAUAUAGCAUGCUUGUUCAUGCAGGAAUUAAUAUCACAUGCUCUCUGACUGUGGUACUGAUCUCUUACACAUGCAUUGUAGUGGCCAUCCUCAGAAUACGCUCUGCAGAGGGGAGAAGGAAAGCAUUUUCCACCUGUAGCUCUCACCUCACAGCUGUCACAAUCUUUUAUGGGACUCUCAUUUUCAUGUAUCUCAGGCAUCCCACAAAGGAAUCUGUAGAGCAGAGCAAAAUGGUGGCUGUAUUUUAUACAACAAUUAUCCCUAUGUUGAAUCCUAUGAUCUAUAGCCUAAGGAACAAGGAUGUAAAAGAGGCAAUGAAUAAAGCUAUUCAUAGAGCUUUUUUCACAAAAUAA
Messenger RNA from Gracilinanus agilis (Agile Gracile Mouse Opossum), 939 nucleotides. RefSeq names its product olfactory receptor 5M9-like. Gene Ontology annotation, molecular function: G protein-coupled receptor activity; olfactory receptor activity; odorant binding. Gene Ontology annotation, cellular component: membrane. Gene Ontology annotation, biological process: G protein-coupled receptor signaling pathway; sensory perception of smell. Lineage: Eukaryota; Metazoa; Chordata; Mammalia; Didelphimorphia; Didelphidae. Bases 1 to 939 code for a protein of 312 amino acids. The transcript has a single exon. The record is from RefSeq and is a predicted model, not a curated record.